This is a messenger RNA of Cydia pomonella (codling moth), 6514 nucleotides long. RefSeq names its product atlastin-like (gene atl). Gene Ontology annotation, biological process: protein homooligomerization; endoplasmic reticulum organization. The coding region runs from base 71 to 1924 and encodes 617 amino acids. Gene Ontology annotation, molecular function: GTPase activity; GTP binding. NCBI's taxonomy places the organism in Eukaryota, Metazoa, Arthropoda, Insecta, Lepidoptera, Tortricidae. The record is from RefSeq and is a predicted model, not a curated record. The transcript has 12 exons.
UCUUUUCCAAAUAAAUGAAAUGUUGGCUCUACGCCGCCGGUAAUUACCGAUUCGAACCCUAAUUUUGACAAUGACACGUCUUUUUUUUUCUACGAAAAGUUGUCAACUUGCGUCGUGUUGGAAAAAUUGCAUGUCGCUAUGUUCAGUCACGUCAGUUCUCGAAAUAAAUAAAUUGAACAUGGCUGAUACCGAGGGACAUAAACAUCGGGAUGUGAAUUUCCAUGAGAGCGAAGACGAGGUGGUUGGCAAGCUGUGCUUGCGGCUAGACUAUGUUAAGGCGCUCCAAUUAAUAGAGAAGCCAGCACCGCCGCCCGCGCCCACCGGCCCGCGUGGCGUGCAGGUCGUCAACACAGGGCCCGACCACACCUUCAUACUCGACGAAGAGGCCUUAAAGGAGCUCCUACACGAUGAGGACAUCAGGGAGCGAGCCGUGGUGGUCGUGUCCGUGGCCGGGGCCUUUAGGAAGGGGAAGAGCUUCCUGCUCGACUUCUUCCUCAGAUAUAUGCACCACAAGUACGGCAGCGGCGGCGGCGGUGGUGGCGACUGGCUGGGAGCGCCCGACGAGCCGCUGCAGGGCUUCAGCUGGCGAGGGGGCUCCGAGCGAGACACCACCGGCAUCCUGAUGUGGUCAGAGAUCUUCAAGGCUACUCUAGACAACGGGGAGAAGGUUGCCAUAAUACUUCUGGACACACAAGGAGCUUUCGACAGCGAAUCGACGGUGCGCGACUGUGCGACCGUGUUCGCCCUGUCCACCAUGCUGUCCUCGGUGCAGAUCUACAACCUGUCACAGAACAUCCAGGAGGACGACUUGCAGCACUUGCAGCUGUUCACGGAAUACGGCCGCCUAGCAUUAGAAGACAGUGGUCGCACACCUUUCCAGAGGCUUCAGUUCCUGGUCCGGGACUGGAGCUUCCCGUACGAAGCGGCGUAUGGUGCCGAGGGCGGCAACACCAUACUGCAGCGGCGGCUCAAGGUGUCCGACAAGCAGCACCCGGAGCUGCAGUCCCUGCGCAAGCACAUCACGUCGUGCUUCUCCGAGAUCGCGUGUUUCCUGCUGCCGCAUCCAGGCCUGCGGGUCGCCACCAACCCGCACUUCGACGGCAGGCUCGAAGAUAUAGAGCCCGAAUUCAAGCGAUCACUGCAGCAGCUGGUGCCCAUGCUGCUGGCUCCACAGAACCUCGUGCCCAAGCUCAUCAACGGCCAGAAAGUCAAGGCCAAGGAGCUGGUCCAGUACUUCGUGUCUUACAUGAACAUUUACAAAGGCAACGAGCUGCCCGAACCGAAGAGUAUGCUGGUGGCGACAGCGGAAGCGAACAACCUCACAGCCGUGGCCGAGGCCAAAGAAGUGUACACCACGCUCAUGGAAGAAGUGUGCGGCGGCGCCAAGCCCUACCUGCAGACGCUACUGCUGGAGGCCGAGCACGGCAGGGUCCGCGACAAGGCGCUGCACGCCUUCCACUCCAAGCGGAAGAUGGGCGGCGACGAGUUCAGCCAGUCCUACUGCGAGCAGCUCGUCAGGGACUUAGAGGAGCAAUUCAAGCAGUUCAGCGCGCACAACGAGAGCAAGAACAUCUUCAAGGCGGCCCGCACGCCGUCCGUCUUCUUUGCCAUCGCCAUGUUCUUCUACGUGCUGAGCGGCAUCUUCGGCCUCGUCGGCCUCUACCCCAUCGCCAACCUCUGCAACCUGGCCAUGGGUGUCGCGCUGCUCACACUAGUGCUGUGGGCGUACAUCAGGUAUAGCGGAGAGAUGCGCGAGCUGGGCGUGACCAUCGACGACACGGCCAACGUGCUUUGGGAAAACGUGAUGAAGCCCCUGUACCAAGCCGGGCUGGAGAAGGGCAUGGAGCACGCCGCCCGGGCGGCCGCCGAGGGCGCGCUCGGGCCGCCCUCGGCCGCCGCCAACGGCAAGCACAAGCAGUUGUGAUGGCCGCCGCGAGCGGGACGGCUGCCCGCCCCGCGCGGGCCGGAGCGGGACGGACGCUCAGUGACGUCACGUCUCGAUCACAUAUCACCGGAUCGUAGCCCUAGGGUUACCGGCUUACUUCAGAUUGUCGACUUGCCGAGCCCACUUCUGAUGUCGGAUUUGUUUUAGAAGGCCUUAUUAAAAUGCUGGUGGUAAUCCUAUAUGUGAAUGUGUGUGUGAAUGGACCCGCGCCUCUAUGUCGAUUAGCCGGUAAGUGUACGGUUUUAUCUUAGAGUUAUCGAUGUUUUCGAAGCGUGCGGUGGCGGAUUGUGUUCAUGUCGAGUGCGUAGAAAAUUAUAAGGGUAUCUAGUUUUAGUGUAGGUAAAUUAAUUGUUGCUUUUUGGACUCUUUAUCGAGUCGGCGUUGGACUAAAACGAUAUUUUAGUAGUUAUUGACCAACCGCCGAACCACAUUUUUUUAACUUGAAAUAUCAGACGGUUUUAAUAAAUACAAAUAUAGAAUAGUAGUAUAUAUAUUUUAUAAUCGCGAGCCCAUGUAAGUUUUAGAAUAGCACAAAAAACGAAUAUGGUCACAUUAAGUAAAUCGCAAAAUAUCAAACGGACGGUUUUUGUAUCACUUGUUGUAACGCACGGGAGCGUGGAUGUACUUAAAAAUAUUUGUAGAAUUUCUAAAUUACUCUAAAAUGCAGUGUCAAUAGUUUCAAGUACUUUCAAAAUGUAAAUUGCUACAUGGGGCUAAAAUUGUAGUCAUCUAAGCCUUCUGUAAAUAAUGAUCAGUAGCGACCAAGUUUCUUAAAGUGCCAAUAUAAAUAUAAUCUCUCCCAUAUUGGCCAAAACUGUAUCAAAAUUGGGAUUAUAUUUGUUGAAACUUCAGAGUUUAUUUUGUUAUUACAUAGCGACUUGUAGAGUAGAUUCUGAUAUAUGUAGUUCUACAAAAGUAGCUUUUCUUGCCAGUAUGGCUCGUAUAGAGGAAUCACAAUAACUAGGUUGUGAGGUGUUCGAAACAAUCAUAGGUAUAGAAAGUGUAUAGGUUAAACAACGGAGCAUGUUCUCUUAGAUAUUGAAAUUUUGCUCAAUUUGUGAGAAUAUCUACCAAAAAUACCAGCAUAAACCUUCAACUGCCUGAUUUCAGUGUCGAAAUCAGAAUACUAUACAUUUUGUAUUCAUAUGAAACCUACCCUAUUAUAAAUAAAAGCCAAAAGUGCCUUAACUUCCAUUAAGUUAAGGUAGAACGUGAGAGUAGGAUAGAGGGACUCCGCUGUGCCAAAGCAAUUCUGUUCAGUUCUCCGUCCCUUUCUGUGUGAUCAUUUUGGCUUUCAACAUCUUCCAUCUCUUUCGUAGGAACUAGUCAAACUUUGACUGCUACGCGCAUGACAAUAUUGUUUCGUAUGUAUGUUAACAUUAUACCUAAACAUUUGUCAAAUUAAUAUUCGAUUUUUUGACGUUUGUGUAGGUGAAGAAUUAUAUGUUCUUAUGAAUUAUGAGUCCAUAAUUUUAACUUAGGAUAUGUCAAUUUCAUUAUUAACUAGAUUUUAAUUGUUAAAGUUUACAUUUGGAAAAGAACUUGUUUUAAAUUUAAACGUGAAGAAAUUACUGCCUUGGGUGAGACUUGAACUCUAGUCACGACGACCGUGACCGUGAGUGUCCGUGAGUUCAAGUCUCACCCAAGGCAGUAUUUUUUUUUUACUUUUAAAUUUAUUCUAAGCUUAAUAGCAUCGUUCGCAGAAGUUUCUGCUUGUUAAAAAUUAAUUUAGAACUUGUUUUAUAUAAUAAUCAUGUUCAAUAUGUAUAUCGGUUUACAAAUAUUAUGUCGCUGGUUAUUGUUUAAAAAUUAACGUGAUUUGGUUAUUGUUUUAUUAAAUUUGUACUAUAUUUCGAUUUUAAAUUCUUGCACACUGGAGUCAUAGUGACGAUGACCUCUUAGUUUAAUUUUAGGGCUAAUUUCUAUAGUUCUGGUCGAAGCAAGUGAUGAACGAGAGAAUAUCUUGCUUGGACCAAUAACUAUGACGCACGCCUCCUCGCGGGCCGAGCAACCGACAGCGUGAAACCAUUUAACAUAAGGUAGAAGUACUAGUGCUCGACGCUGCACUAGUACUCGACAUGGGCACUUUAUGUCAAAGUGACAAGGAUUAAGUUCGAAUACAGAAAAAUCUUCGUUGUUCAAAUUUAGCCUAUAUUUCCAUGAAAUAAAGUGCCCAUGUCGGUGACUAGUGCAGCGUCGAACACUAGUACUUCUACCUUACUAUAGUACAAACUUUUUAUUGACCUCUGAAACAUGAUACCAUCGCCCACACUGUUAACUGUCCAUAGGUGGACCUUAUUAUAUAAGGCAUAAGGUCCACCGAUGGACAGGUCAGAGUGUUGCUGUUCGUACGUUGAAUUUACACCUCUAAGGCCCACUUGCACCAUCCCACUAACCCGGGGUUAACCUUAAACCUGGCGUUACCAUGGUUACCAGUACAAUUUGACACUGUGUUAACCGCUUAACCCAUGGUUAGUGGGUUGGUGCAAGUGAGACGCUCUGUCGGUUUCCGGCCAAAGCUAAUCCUUCUGCUCAAUUUCACUCGUAAUAAGUAAAAUGUUGAACAAGAUGUUAUUUAUGUUACGCCGGAGUAUAUUAGUGUUAUUGUAAGUUUAUUUGGAACAGUAGCGUAAGGUACAGGUGUUGUUGGCGGGCGCUUCGCUGUGGUUAAUUAUGAUGGCCAGUGGACUGUUGUUCAUUUAUUACAUACCUUUGAACAUACCUUUUCUGAGAUGUGCAUAAGGUUAUUUUUGCUUUGUACCAUAGGUUUUAUACUCUGGAUUCAAACUGUUUUGUAAAUAAGUAAUUUCGCCUUGUGUAAAUGUACAAUUUUUUGGUUAUAUUAAUUUCCUUUGUUUGUUUUAGUACGUUUAUUUUUCGCCAACGAAAAUGUUACUGAAAUUUGGAGUUUAAGACAUCAAAUCAUUAAAAAACACUUCACUUUUAUGUGUCAGUAAGUAUAUUUAUAAAAACUCAAGUAACAUUGAAACGUCAAAAAUAAAAUGUGAGAACCCAUGUUUAAAAAAUCAACACCUUACUAUACCCCGUUUUUUCGGAUUAGAUUUUUUGUAACCUCAAAAGUAGUGGUAAUUUUUUUUUUCUUUCGAAAUGCUAGGGUUCCUAUGAUAUCUAAUAUUGCGGUACAAUAAUAUGUAAACGACACUAUAAUGCAGUGCAUAGUUACUCAGAUUUAAUUUUGGAAGAAAAAAGUUAGCAAUAAUUUUAAGGUUAUAAAAUUCCAAAUCUAAAAAAAAACCCCUAUAAUGAUUGUUAAUGGGCUUUUAACAUAACCUUUUCUCAACGAGUCCCACAGCGAAGCCCCCCGGCCGUCCCAGCUCAUGGUGUAAGCAAUAUGCGAGAGGACUGUUUCUAUGCGUUGCCUGUUUUGUGCCAUAACUGCGGGCACUCACCCCGCACACCAUAUUAAAAACCUUAUUUUCAAUGGUAUAAAUACCAUUUCAGAAUGGCAAAACGGAUACUUAAGACUAAUCCUAGUUUUUAUAGCCCAGAUACUGAAUGACACUACGAUUGCCCUACUUUAGGGCUACCUCACACUAGCGUCUCGACCGUCGGCGUGUAGUCAGCGCUAUGGAAAACGGCGUCGCAGUAGCAGCUAUAGGGAGCGUGCAUGAACUGUAGGAGGCAGCACAGGUCAGAUUUUUGGCGCGAGGCGUAAAUGUGAUGUUUAUUGUUCCGAUGUAGCCCACAAGAUGGCAGAGCCUACUAUGCACAAGAAAACACGUUACGUGUAAAUGUACAUAUUUAUGGUUCCGAUUCAGGCCACAAGAUGGCAGACCCUCCAACGCGCACAGUCCCUAUAGAGUUGACUAGACGCCGACGCUCGGGAGACGCUAGUAUGCACUGGCUCAUAUUCAGCUCAUCUGUCAAUUUACAAUAUUUGGGUUGUAUAUAUCGUGUCAUUCACGAAAAUGCAUUCACUCGUAAUGUCAUGUUAUUAAAGAUUGUUUGACAAAACUGCACGUCACCGAGGAUGGCACGAACUAUAAAGGAUGACUCACGCCAGACUGGGCCGGGGCCGAGCCGGAGCUCCCGGCGCUUUGUUUUCUAUGGAAAAAGCCACGUGAUCACCGAUCAGGCGUCAUGGAAAGUGAUGAAAACGAUGCUCCGGCUCGGCCCUGGCCCUGUCUAGCGUGAGUCAUCCUUAAUGCGCGCAAAUUGAAUUGUCAUUUAAGUAUCUCGGAUAUAAAAACACAGCUUAAUAUUGAAAUUUAUUUAAAAGUUCAGUACAAAAUUAUAAUUUGAUGUGAUUUGAAGGUGUGCCGAGUCAGACGCCCGCAGUGCAGAUUGUCAGAUAAAACAUUUAUUUAUAUAUUUUAUUCAAGUUUCGAGUGUUGGAGAGUUUUACGCGAUUUGACAAACCACGGCUUCUGGCAAUCGACGCUUUGGACACUUUCGCUUGUAGUAUAAUUUUGCUCGUUGUAAAUUAGACUCUGUCGCGGGGUACUAAGUCGGGUUUUCCCGCGCGACGCGGGCUAGACUAUGUACAUGGUUUCGGCUAGGUUAAUUACGAUAACUGUACGCAAUGUAUUAAUAAAGAUCUUAUUUUUA